Talaromyces stipitatus ATCC 10500 is the source of this 2461-nucleotide messenger RNA. Its product is annotated as RSC complex subunit (RSC8), putative. Lineage: Eukaryota; Fungi; Ascomycota; Eurotiomycetes; Eurotiales; Trichocomaceae. Gene Ontology annotation, cellular component: SWI/SNF complex. Gene Ontology annotation, biological process: positive regulation of DNA-templated transcription. The transcript has 3 exons. The coding region runs from base 1 to 2124 and encodes 707 amino acids. The record is from RefSeq and is a predicted model, not a curated record. Gene Ontology annotation, molecular function: histone binding; DNA binding.
AUGGACGAAACACAGAAUCUUCAGACUGGGAGUGGUGAGGAGCAUCAACCUCAGGAUGCUGUGCAGGCUCUUGGUGAGACAGCUCACCCAUCUGCCACAGAUUCAAACCGAGACGCAUCCGCUCAAAGUACAGAAGGCGUCUCAGAUAACCCACUAGAUGCCCCUGCAUCCCCGCGACCCCAGGAUAACGAAGCAGAACCCGAAGACGAGGAAAUGGGUGGUAUUGAGACAGAAACGAAAAAAGAGACUGACAAUGACAAUGACAAUGUCAUUGGCGCCGACGAUGGUCAGGUUGCCGAUGCCAACGCUGACGUUAAUGCCGAUGAUCAGUCUGUACAAGAAAAGGUUGCGUUAGAAGCAUCAGCGCGCAACCAUCUUGUUUCUCAGACACAUGCCAUCAUUUUGCCAAGUUACGCGUCGUGGUUUGACAUGCAUCAGAUCCAUCCCAUCGAAAAGAAAGCGAUGGGAGAGUUUUUCAACGGACGCAAUCGAAGCAAAACGCCAGCUGUUUACAAGGACUACAGAGAUUUCAUGAUCAACACCUAUCGAUUAAACCCCAUCGAGUACUUGACUGUGACUGCCUGUCGUCGUAAUCUUGCUGGAGACGUUUGUGCUAUUAUGAGGGUUCACUCUUUCCUCGAGCAGUGGGGCCUUAUUAACUACCAAGUUGACCCUCAAACACGGCCAUCAAACAUUGGUCCUCCAUUUACAGGCCACUUCCGUAUUGUUGCAGAUACGCCACGUGGUUUCCAUGCAUUCCAACCUGGACCCAACCAUAUUGUCACAGCUGGCAAACAAUUGGCAGCUACUGAUCGUGCGGCAUCGGGAACACCCAUCAAAACCGAUUUGAAUCUGGAAAUUCGACGCAAUAUCUACGACGAUAAGGGUAAGGAGAUCACUCCUGCUGCUGAUGACAAGGAGAAACAGACGAACGGAGACACACCGGCCGCAAAUGGUACAUCAGCCGAGUCUACAAACAAAGCUUUGGAUGCUGCUAUUAGAGAGCCUAAGAAAACAUUCAAUUGUUGGUCUUGCGGUAUCGAUUGUACCAGCAUGCGGUUUCACUACGUCAAAUCUACCCCUGUUUCCGCCAAUCCCAACGCUACAGACAGCAAAUAUGACGUCUGCCCUAACUGCUUCCUGGAAGCCAGAUUGCCUGCAAGUCAUGCUGCAGCAGAUUUUGUCCGACUUGAAGAUGGUGAGCACACUAGGAUCCCGGAUAGGGACGCCCCAUGGUCAGAUUCGGAGACUAUAUUAUUGCUUGAAGCAAUAGAGAUGUUCGACGAGGACUGGCAGCAGAUUGCAGAUCAUGUAGGCACGAGAACGCGAGAAGAAUGCGUCAUGAAGUUCCUAAAAAUGGGGAUUGAGGAUCAGUAUGUCGAGGAGGUCGAUGGAUCGGAACAUGCAACUCUACAGGCUUUGCACGGUCGGGAUCCGAUCAGUCAACUGGAUAACCCCGUGCUCUCUGUCGUUUCUUUCCUGGCUCAACUUGCUGAACCAGCCGUAGCUGCUGCUGCUGCGGGUCGUUCUGUCGAACAGAUCCGAAAAGACCUCCGGGAUCAGUUAAACAAGGACUCUUCAACUGAGAAGGGCAAGAACAAGGAAGGCCAAGAAGUGAAAGCAGAGGACUCGAUGGAUAUCGAUACUGCACGUGAGGCUGAGUCGACGGCAGGUUCAGGCGAGAAGCGAGAGUCUCUAGCCACAAUUGCUCUAGCUGCUUCUGCUGCCCGUGCUGGCGCACUAGCUUCUCAUGAAGAGCGAGAAAUGACACGCCUCGUUUCUGCUGCAGUCAACGUCACACUUCAAAAGUUUGAGAUCAAGUUGGCUCAAUUCAACGAGAUGGAAGAGAUCAUCGAGGCCGAGCGACGAGAAUUAGAGCUGGCUCGUCAACAGCUUUUCGUCGACCGCUUGGCAUUCAAAAAGCGAGUCAAGGAUGUGCAAGACGCUCUACAACAAAUCAGUUUGCAAGGACCUGGUGAAGAUACCUCUCGUGCUCUUCAUGAUGCCGCUGAUAUCGGCAUGAGCAGCCGCUUCCAUUUCACCCAGCCUCAGAGUGAUGUGAGUAACGGCAUCCGACCAUUGAGCGCACAACCUCCUGCAGACUACAAAACCCUUGAUCUUUGAUAGUCCUGCUGCAUUAAUGUCAUGUCUGCAGUUUCAAGUUUCUCUUCUCAAAUUAUUCUCUUUUUUUUUCUGGCUUCAGUUCCACAUGCUGUACAAAUAUGCGGGGAUGAUAUUGGAGUAGCAUCAAAAGAAACCCCAAAUCAGAAGCGUCAAAACAGAGGCUGUGAUGAUUUUUGUUUCUUCAAUGGAGACUAGGGGGAAUCUACUGGUGUGUAUUUCUUUUACAGGAUAGGCGCAAUUAGGGGGAUUAUUUCUCGUGUUUUCUGUUUGCACUCCAUCAACCAAAUGUUGUAUUAGUUACAAAUGUUUUGUCUGAGUAAUCGAUUAUUCUUGAUUC